AUGUACCCUAGAAGUGUUACUCGCUAAGCAAUGUUGAGGCAAAUAGACUCACUCAAUUUGUAAAUUGAACAAGGCAGAUAGAACCACGAAAUUGCAAUGAAAUAAAUUAGGGCAGAUUAAUUAAAAGAGGUAAGUAUGCUCACAUUUCAUAGAUGGAAGCUAUUUAAGAUGAAAUUAAAAGGUAUAAAGAGAUUAUGUCUGAUGGACAGUUUCAGUCUUACUUCAAGAUGAAGAACGAUAAUACAAAAUUAGUUUCAGAGAAUGCAAUGCUAAGAAACAUGCUUAAAGCUGGGUAAAUCGCAAAUUCUACUAAGGAAAUCGAAGUAUCACGACUCAAAUAGAAAUUGAGGAAAAUAGAAGGUAAAUCAUUGGAAGUUAGAAAGGAGUCGAGUAAUUAUGUAUGUUAUCAGAAUAUAUUAUUAAGUCUAGAUAAAAUGAAUAUUCAACUUUAAGAAAAUGCUUAAAUUAGAGACAUCCCACUUAACCAUCAUUGGAUGAAUCUAAUAUAGAACCACUACCUAAAAUAUAGUCUAUCAAAUUCAAACUUAACUAAUGA
This is a messenger RNA of Paramecium octaurelia, 556 nucleotides long. The record is from the annotation of a GenBank genome assembly. NCBI's taxonomy places the organism in Eukaryota, Ciliophora, Oligohymenophorea, Peniculida, Parameciidae.